Molecule: messenger RNA, 1272 nt
Organism: Symbiodinium sp. CCMP2456
Lineage: Eukaryota; Dinophyceae; Suessiales; Symbiodiniaceae
Source: the annotation of a GenBank genome assembly
AUGACCUUCCAAGUGACGGUGCGUGGCACCACCCCACCUGUCAUCACUCAGCUUGCUGACAUCAGUGAUGCUGCAACUUGCGGUGAGGCUGCCCAGGUAUUCUUCGCGGUGGAGGUUUCCGACGACUGCGACAGGGUCGUGCCCACUUGCAUCCCCUCAUCCGGCAGCCUCUUUCCCGUGGGGAGCACAAAUGUCACCUGCACGGCACAGGAUUCCGCGGGCAACGCCGCAACUCCGAUGACCUUCCAGGUGACGGUUGCAGGUGAUGAUACACCGCCUGGAUUGAUAGCACCCACCAAUCCCACUGGUGACGCGGGCAACUGUGGGGACAGCGCCGAAGUCAUGUUUAACGCAACGUCCACCGACGACUGCCAACCAGUCAGUGUCCUCUGCAUCCCUACCUCUGGAUCUUCGUUUCAGCUUGGAAGCACUGCCGUGGAAUGCACGGCAGCAGAUCCUUCGGGAAACACCGCCAAGGUCAACUUUGACGUGACCGUGACCGGCGGGGACAACGUUGCGCCUGUGAUCGCUGAGCUUGCUGACAUCAAUGAUGUGACGACGUGUGGGGUGACGGCCCAGGUAUCCUUUGUCGUGGAGGCGUCUGAUGCCUGUGAUGGCCCUGUUACACCCACUUGCGUCCCUCCAUCCGGCUGCCUCUUUCCCGUGGGCAGCACAAAUGUCACCUGCACGGCACAGGAUUCCGCGGGCAACGCCGCAACUCCGAUGACUUUUCAAGUGACGGUCACUGGCGACACCACGCCGCCGGCCUUCAACGCAACCCUUGAGAACAAGACGGCGGAUGCCGGCUGCGGCGACUUUGCCCAGGUCAGCUUUGAGGCUGUGGCGACCGACGGAUGCGGGUCUCUCCACGUCAGCUGCAGCCCUCCGUCCCUAAGUCUGUUCCCGGUUGGCAGCACCAGGGUGCAGUGCACAGCAACGGAUGCGUCGGGCAACGCUGCCACCGAGAACUUCGAGGUCACGGUCUCAAAAGGCGUGGAGCCGCCCAGCUUCGGCCCGAGUUCCGACGUCGAAGUGCACAGCCCAUACUGCCGGGCCAUGCGGGUUAAAUUCGCGGUGCCGUCAACUGGCGGCUGUGGAGCCGGCGCGGAGUGCUUUCCAGCCUCGGGAUCCCUCUUCCGGCUGGGCAAGACCCAAGUCACGUGCACUGUCUCCAACGACGCCGGCUCGGCGGAGACGAGCUUCAACGUGCAUGUGUCCUGCGAUGCUCCUCCCUACCGACAUCGCUGGCGUGGACGUGCAGGCCGCACAUGA